GAUCGGUCGACCGACUACGAGUCACUCGGGCGAUCAAUCGAGUUCUCCGCGACACGCGUGAAAUCUGUGACUGAUUCUCUCCAACGAACUUCGCGAGUGUUUUAUUUGAUUGGUGAACUUCUAACCUUUUUCCAAAGUGAACCACUGCCACUUCAGUGAGAAUGUUUCCGUGUUUCCUUUAUUAUUUUUUAAUCGUGUUCAAAAGUGACUCGUGUGCAAGUUUCGUGAGAUUUGGACUUCGCUAAUGCCCUUGAUUUUAAAAGUACAUUGAACUUGUUGCUUCCCAAGUGUUUUCAUAUCGUUACACGCGAUGCUAUGUCGGUUUCGGAUGCAUUUUAAAAAAUGUCCAUACGAAGAUAUUGAAAUUUAAAUUGUUCAUGUAGUAAGGAAAAAAUUUCUUUUGCUCUUUUUCCAAGUGUUUGGAUAAUCGGCACAAUGGGAGAAAUCGUAGAAAUUUCGCAAGGCGAUGCUCAACAAAACGCAGUGAAUGGUUGGGGCGAUACUAUGGGCAAAAUACAGUACUGGUGUCCUGAAGGCCAGCAAGGUCAGCAGGGCGAACAGGAGUUGGCAACGAAGAUGCUGCAGAUCCAGAGCAAAAGAUUCUAUCUCGAUGUAAAACAGAACAGACGUGGGAGGUUUAUCAAAGUAGCCGAGAUCGGCGCGGAUGGAAGGAGAAGCCAAAUCUACCUGGCGCUUAGCACAGCAUCCGAGUUUCGGAAUUACCUUUCGACGUUUAGUGACUUUUAUGCAUCCCUAGGUCCACCAAACUCGGAGAACGUGCCAGACGACGGGAAACUGAAGUCGGAAGUGAUGACGAAGGAUAACAGGCGGUAUUACUUGGACCUCAAGGAAAAUACUCGCGGCCGUUUCCUGCGGGUGUCGCAGACGAUCACACGAGGAGGACCUAGGACGCAGAUCGCGAUACCGGCACAAGGUAUGAUCGAGUUUCGUGACUCGUUGACAGAUCUCCUCGAAGAGUACGGUACGGACGAUGGCGGUUUCAAGGGUGACUUGCCAGAGGGACGGUACAUGCGCGUGGAUAGCAAGAAUUUCUAUUUUGAUAUCGGCCAGAAUAACCGUGGUAUCUACAUGAGAAUUUCCGAGGUGAAGGCACACUUUAGAACAGCAAUCACCGUACCAGAGAAAUCCUGGGCGCGUUUCCGUGAUAUAUUCGCAGAUUACUGUGAAAGAAUGAGAGAAAGGGGUGCUAGUAGCAACGUCGGCAUGAACAGCGGCGGCGGAGGAAAUGUCUUGCCCGAGGGGAGGGGCUCGGUGGUGGCACAGGUACCAUCACCAUCGACCUCACAACAGCCUAACCCCAAUCCAAAUUUAGACUCUCCCUUAAUGAAGUGAAAAAGGCUUUAACUUAACUCGAACAUUGGAAUUAUAACCGUAACUCGUUUUCAAGUCAUUAAGCGAACUAAAGGAACUUGUCAGAGUCUAUGCCAUCGUCAUCGCCAUUUUCAUCGACAUCGUCAUCGUCAUUGUCACCGUCACCGUCACCGUCAUCGUUAUCGCCACCGUCACUAUCACCGUCACUCGUCGUCAACUAAAAACACCAAAACUCGCCCGGAAUGGGUUCUAUAUAUAAAAAAAUUAUCGCCGCGGAGAGUUGAAACGAUCAGCGAGAGCUGGUUGUUCGGCAUAGAAAUUCGUAAUUGCACGCAGAUUCGAUAGAGAAGGUAACCGACGCAAUCGAUCAUCGUCGCGUCGACUUCCGAUCUAUCGACCACUACCAAUUGUGGGAUAAAGAGGGAAAACAAACAGGAGAAAGGAGGAAAAAAAUAAACGAUGAAGGAUAGUGGAUAAAGGAGAAUAGAUGAUGUGUGUGUGUGCGCGAAACAAAAAUAAGAAACGAGUCUGCCGCUCGUGCGAUUCCACGGAAAUACGCAACGACGGGAUCGUGGAUAUAUAGAAUUAUUGCGCGAUGUCCUUAGGUGGAUACGAGUUGCCAUCGAUUAACGUUAUGAGUACUACCGUUCAUUUCCUGAGCUAUUCUUCUAUACCAUCAUCGAUUUCAUUUGAAUUCGUUCUCCGUUUGUUUUUUCUCGCUUCUAAAAUUUCUUAUUGGGAAAUCAGCUUUCAUACCGAUUUCUUAUUUUGCUGGUUAUGGAUACAUUAGUUUCAAUAAAAUGAUAAAAGAAAGACGAUCAGUCAGCGGGAAAUGAACCGUAGUGGAGAUCACGUUACAAUUGAAUUUGAUCGUUCAGAAUUUAUGAAUAAAUGAAUAGUUGUUAUAUUAACGAUUAUGUCGCAGGGAGAAAGGAGAGCGUGGUGUGGGUAGUCGCGUUGUUAGGCUAAAAUCCCGUUUUCACCGCGGAAAGCGGGCUAAUCACCGUUUGACUCAACCAAAACCGGAGUAAAAGAGCGUGUGCAAAAAGUUCUCGCAUAAAUCUUGACAAAUGGAUCUUAUCUGAAAUCUUUCGUAUACAGAACGAGCGAAACUUUGCGUAUACGUGCUCCUUUCACGAAAUCCAUCACGUGUCCUUUUUCUUCUUUCUUUUUUUUUUUUUUUUUUUUUUUUUUUUUUUUUUUUUUUUUUUUUUUUUUUUUUUUUUUAUUUCUCCUUGCGCGUGUAGCGCGCUCGCCAUUUAUGGCACUCGUUAAGGUUGAGUCAAAGAAGAGAAAGGAAAAAAAAGAAGGUGUUUUACCCGCCUGACGCGUGAACGUCGAAUCACAAUCUAGGAACCGCGACGCCGUAUACACUCGUUUACAAACUGAACGACGUCUCUAUUAAAAAAAGUAAUUAAUGAAAUAAUAUAUAAAUAUAGGUGAAAAGAAAAAAGAUUCUAGCCGAAUACGAAUCCCUAUAAUAUGUAUAUUAUACAAAGUUAAUUAUGUUAUGUUUUGUUUCAUCGAUUCGUACGGGAAAGUGCGCAUGCAGACGCAGAUAUGAGUCUGGUGUCCGGAUUAUAGAGACGCCAGUACAGGGGUACAAUGGUAUAUACACGACACAAAUACGCACACAUGCACUUACACGAAAGACAAAUACAUGUGCACUCGAAAAAGGUAUACACCACACGAAACAUUCGUGAAAUGUCAAACAAACGUCCCAUCACUUCACGACACGACACAACACACCACGAACACACACACACACACACGUGCAUGCAUACAUUUCUACAUAAACACAUAGAGAAAUAUUCCAUCAUGAAAGACGAACGGUACAAGAGACGGUGUGCACGCGUACGUAAUUACGUUACGUUUGAGUGACGGCCGAGUUCUAACACAAUUGCAUAUUAGGUAUGUAUUAUACGAAUGCAUAUUAGGUAUUUAUAUAGAAUCUAUAUAACUGUAUAAUUGUAACGAAAUGCCAAUGUCCGUGGACCCAGGCAACUGUAUCACCUGACAACGCGCGAUCAAUCGAAUUGAAGGUGUUGCGGGCCUGCAGUCGCUUAGGUCCAGUCCCCUGGACACAGGAAGAGAAAAAAAAAGAAACACGUGACAAGAACAGGAAAAAAGUGAGGAUAAAAAAAGGGUUGAAAAGAAAAAAAAAGAAGUAUAUAUGAUACGAACGGAAAAGAAAAGGCAAAUGAUAAUAUUCAAAGACGAACGACCGAGUCGGAAGGAGAAUUAACGCAGUCGAGUUAUUUCUCAAUGGAAAAGGAAAAUCUUAAUACGCUUUGAUUCUGCAACGCUGUGCUAAUAUCAACAAUGAUAAUGAAAGAAAGAUUAAAAAAAAAAAAAAAAAAAAGAUGAAGAUGAAUAUCUAUCCGUUCUCUUGCGUUUCUUCGUGAUCGAAACGAUAAACGAUUAACCGAAAUAAUAAUCUAAAUAUAUUUCGCACUGGUGCGGAAUAAAAGAGAGUUGGUGAGCAGCGGAGCGGCAUAGAUGCAUUAAACGCAUAAAGUGCUAUUUAAUUAAUGAGGACGCGUUCCGAUUCGUGCGUUAUCGGCGCGUUUACGUUUGAAGAGAUGAGUAAAAUUUUAUUUAUUUUUUAGCAAUGAACCUAUUAUCUAUUUCGAUAAGAUAUUUCUUUGAUUGCAUUUCCUUCGAAAUCGACAAUUUCGGCUGGUCUGAAUUUACUUAGCACGUAGGUUUUGAUGAUAUAAAUAUGAAAUAUAAAUCACAAUAACAAAUUCGAAUACGCACGAGUGGGUGAAUCAACGAGAAGAUAUAUCCCGAUCCUCUUCAAUUUAAGGAUAGGUUUGAAUUAGAUCGAUGCCACGAUCCUUUCAACUUCGUCGUAAUCAUCAUCUUGUGAUAUUAUUGUUAUAGUGUUUUUUUUUCUUUUUUUUUUUGUGUUUUUUUUUUUUGACGCACCGAAUCGAUUAUUCAUAGAAUACCGAAUGGAUAUUAGCUUAGAAAAGGUUAGCAAGAAAAACAAAUUAUCCCUCGAAAUGAAAUUAUUUUUGCACAUUUGUCGUGUUCUUUUUUUUAUCAUCUUACCAAAAUAUUUUUACUUUCUUUUUACUCUUUGUCAAACUGUUUCGUUGAGUUCAAGGGGGUCGGUGAACCCGCAAUCUGUGCACAAGAAGUAUAAUAUUGUCCAAACUGAGCGUUCUGAUGGAAACGGCAAAGAAAAGGCAUAGAGGAAAAUUGUUCAACUGGCGCAGAUGGUAUGACAUAUUGUGAUCUAUAAAAAAAUUACAAAUUACAAAGCAUCAACAAGUAGUAGAUAUUUAAGAUAUAAAAUAUACACACACGUACACCUAUGGUGACCUAGACACACACUGUCUAAUUGAUGUACGCGAUCGCGUGUAUAACACACACACAUUAAAAACAUUUAGAAAAAAAAAAAA
Molecule: messenger RNA, 4742 nt
Organism: Eufriesea mexicana
Lineage: Eukaryota; Metazoa; Arthropoda; Insecta; Hymenoptera; Apidae
Gene: Pur-alpha
Product: Purine-rich binding protein-alpha
Exons: 6
Coding region: 436-1353 (305 amino acids)
Biological process (GO): regulation of transcription by RNA polymerase II
Cellular component (GO): nucleus
Molecular function (GO): RNA polymerase II transcription regulatory region sequence-specific DNA binding; DNA-binding transcription factor activity, RNA polymerase II-specific; purine-rich negative regulatory element binding
Source: RefSeq, a predicted model, not a curated record